Molecule: messenger RNA, 3360 nt
Organism: Triplophysa dalaica
Lineage: Eukaryota; Metazoa; Chordata; Actinopteri; Cypriniformes; Nemacheilidae
Gene: rhobtb2b
Product: Rho related BTB domain containing 2b
Exons: 10
Coding region: 1005-3146 (713 amino acids)
Biological process (GO): small GTPase-mediated signal transduction
Molecular function (GO): GTP binding; protein binding; GTPase activity
Source: RefSeq, a predicted model, not a curated record
AAAACAAUACAGUAUUUAUUAAUCUUAGUUUAUGUGCAUUUUAACUCAUCAAUUUACGUCAACAUUGAACAUAGUAAUAAAUGCUGGGAAAAACAUUCUGCUCUUUGUUAUUCAUGUUAGUUCAUCUGCAAAUGUUCCCUAGUAGCCUACAACCUUACGUUAAAGUCCCCAUGAACCGGAAGUUGCGAUCGUUUUGACUUCCGUAUUCUGACGCAUUUCCGAGUGAAAGGAAAUUUCAAGGGAAGAUAUUAGUGUGCGUGGCUUGCGUUUUUACAGCGAAUUGAUUGGAUGUAAAAACACAGCUGUUGCAUUUUAAAAUAAAAGCAGCAGACUAAUCAGUUGAAGGGGAGGAGUAAACGGAUGCUCCGCCCAGGCCGUCUAAUUUACGUCAUUUAAGAUGGAUGUCAUUUCAAGUGCGUUUUCAGAUUUUAACUGGAGAUUAUGAGGGUACAUUAAUCGUAAUAAAAAAUGACCUACGUUGAUAAGCUAUUCACUAUAACCCCUUUUCAAGAAAAAAAUAAGAAUUGCAUUUUUAAUUUCACUGGGACUUUAAGUGUUACGCAGUUUUUGAAUGAACUUCAUGUUUUUUUCUGAAUGCACAUUUAUCCCUUUCGUUGUAUCCCACAUAUUUUGACAUACAAGUGAAACUAUUUUAUAUUCACAAACAUCACAGGGGGAAAAAUCCACACUCAGCAGUGUUCAGUCGGUGUGCGGUGCGUCAGUCGCCUACAUGCGGAAGCAAAAGGAACGGACGCCGGGAAUGUCACGAAUGCGAAACCGUCACCCGUCGCGCUUUCUGUUUAUUUAUAUCGAGUUGUUUCAUUAAAAUAAAAGGAGCAACGAGAGCCUCGUUCGGUAAAAUGGGCUAGUUCGGGUCUCGUUGCUGUCGACGACGUUUACGUAAUUCUCUUUUCUUCAGGUCUCCGCCGGGAAAAUGAAGUAUCGCCCCGGAUCGCUUCAGGUGCUCGCCGCAUCCUCCGCGCAUUCGAUCAUCUGCCGACCCAAUGCACCCCUUCAGUUCACUUCGAUCCCAGUUCACAGAUACUGACAUGGACUAUGAGAGGCCUAAUGUGGAGACCAUUAAAUGUGUGGUGGUAGGGGACAAUGCUGUGGGCAAAACCCGGCUAAUCUGUGCCCGAGCAUGCAAUGCCACCCUGACGCAGUACCAGCUACUCGCCACACACGUGCCCACCGUCUGGGCCAUUGACCAGUACAGAGUCUGCCAAGAGGUUUUGGAGCGAUCUAGAGAUGUAGUGGAUGAUGUAAGCGUGUCUCUACGAUUAUGGGACACCUUUGGAGACCAUCAUAAAGACCGUCGUUUCGCAUAUGGGAGGUCGGACGUGGUGGUUUUGUGCUUCUCCAUCGCCAACCCAAAUUCUCUGUCCCAUGUGAAGACCAUGUGGUUCCCAGAGAUCAAGCACUUCUGCCCUCGGGCUCCGGUCAUUCUGGUGGGCUGUCAGUUAGACCUGCGUUACGCUGAUCUGGAGGCUGUUAAUCGAGCCCGUAGACCCCUUGCAAGACCCAUCAAAGCGAACGAGAUACUUCCUCCUGAAAAAGGUCGCGAGUUGGCUAAAGAACUGGGCAUACCUUACUACGAGACCAGCGUGGUGGCUCAGUUCGGAGUAAAGGACGUGUUUGACAGCGCCAUCCGCGCUGCUCUCAUCUCACGCCGCCACCUGCAGUUCUGGAAGUCCCAUUUGCGGGACGUCCAGCGGCCGCUCCUGCAGGCGCCCUUCCUCCCCCCUAAACCUCCCCCUCCCGUCAUAACUGUCCCAGCUCCACCGUCCACCACAGAGGAACACCCGGGGCGGCUUCUGGAGGAACCCCUGUGUGCCGAUGUGCUUCUGGUUCUUCAGGAGCACCGGAAAAUCUUCGCUCACAAAGUCUACCUCGCCACAGCAUCCUCCAAAUUCUAUGAUCUUUUCCUCCAGGACAUGAAGGCCGAGACAGACGUUAGGCAACGAGAGCCGCCCGCUCGGGCUGCCAGCUUCGACGUGUGCGAGAGCAGCGAGGAAGAUGGCAAGGCCAACCUGAGGGCUUGCAUCAGCGAUGGUACCCUGGUUGGCGGAGAAACAGACUCGGACGUGAUGAGUGGUCGCGGGGGACGGCUUUUGUCUUCAUUGGGUAGAGCUUUUGUAAGCACCGGGAGGGAAACCGUGAAAGAUCCCGUUACGUUAAUCUGGCGUCCGAUGACGGUGGUGCAUAUGGACCCUUCUGUGCUGUAUGAGCCGUUUCGUGUUGUGUUGGGUUAUCUCUACACGGGACAGUUGGACGAGCAUGAGAAAGAUUUGUUGCACAUCGCUCAUAUUGCCGAGCUGCUGGAGGUGUUUGACCUGCGCAUGAUGGUCGCCAACAUCCUCAACAAUGAGGCUUUCAUGAACCAAGAGAUCACAAAGGCUUUCCAUGUGCGACGGACCAAUCGAGUGAAGGAAUGUCUGGCCAAAGGAACGUUCUCAGAUGUAGUUUUUAAAUUGGAUGAUGGCACGGUCGAGGCUCACAAGCCCCUCCUCAUCUCCAGCUGUGAUUGGAUGGCAGCCAUGUUUGGUGGGCCGUUUGUCGAAAGCUGUACAAAAGAGGUGUUGUUUCCAAACACAACUCGCAGUAGUAUGCAGGCUGUGCUGGAAUAUCUCUACACGGGUCGCUUCUGUUCCAGAACUGACCUGGACGCCAUGGAGCUCAUUAUUCUAGCCAAUCGCCUUUGCCUGCCUCACCUGGUCGCCCUUACAGAGCUCCACACUGUGUCUGUCCUGUCGGAGGCGGCUGCCAUGGAUACAGACAUUGAUGAAGAUGUGCUGGUAUAUCUGGAGAUGGCACAGUUUCACUGUGCCUACCAGCUCACCGAUUGGUGCCUUCACCACCUCUGCACCAACUACAACAACGUGUGCCGCAAAUUCCCCAGAGACAUGAGAGCCAAAUGUGCAGAAAACCAGCUGUAUUUCGAGAAGCACCGUUGGCCUCCAGUUUGGUACCUGAAAGAGGACGACCAUUACCAAAGAGCCCGGAAGGAACGAGAAAGGGAGGACUUCUUGUCCCAGAAGCGGCAGAGCAAACGCAAAUGGGUCCUCUGGAGUCUUCCUCCAUCUCCAUCAAACACCUUGUCCUCUUCUGCAGCCUCCUCUUCUUCAGACUCCUCUGCUAUAGUCUAAAGAUAUGGAGAUGAACACAUCAUAUCCCGGAGCUUCUUCAACACGGUUGAAAUAGCUAGUUCCAGAUCAUAGCACGUUAUCAAUGCGCUUUUAGGUUCUGAGAAACUCUUAUUUUAUUUUAUUUUAUUAGUCAUGCGGCUUUCAACUGGUUUUGAUUAAAUACUGGUUAUGGGUACACAAAAGUCACUUUGAAUAAAUAAACAGGAUUCAAUUA